ACCUGUGAGAUCUUAUUUUGACAUUUACAACCGGAAGUGAGGCUGCGCGUCGUUGCGGGCUUGACGCAGGCUGCUGCAAACACACACCGUCUCUUGGCGGACAUGGCGGCAACUUGAUGAAGACGGCGAGGGCUUGGAUAAGAAAAAAGACGUCUGUGGCAGGCGGUAGCUAGGCCCCAUCCGCUGACGCAAAAAGGCAACAGUCCUUCGCCAUGUUGGAAGACGAUAGCGCCCUUGUCCGCGCGCGACCGAGGCCGGGGAAAACGUAAGCGCGUCGGCGAGUGUUUCUCACAGCGGAGUCGCGGCUACGCAGAGGAGCGGAGCGGAGCGGCGCCGCGCGGCAGCACGGGGCGGACGGGAGGACAGCCAUGGAGGAUGCGGGCCGCGGUCGCAGGAGUCUGAUUUCCCACCCGGCCCACGCUCCUUUGGAUGGGAUUUACCGCUGAUCGCGACGGAAAGCCGGGACAACCCACUAGCCGACUCUUGAGGGGAGGAAAACGCGAUCUGCUCCCGACGUCCAUGACUGUUGCGGCAGAGGAGCCCCCACGGUGGAGUCGGCCGGUUCCCAAAAUAUGACCAGGGGUGCUGGGACGUGUUGGCAGCAAGAAGACGACGACGGCUUCCAAAUCUGGCUAGAGCCCCCCCGUGACCACCAAAAGCCAUUCACCGACUCCGAGAGGGCGCAGAGAUGGCGACUGUCCUUGGCAUCUCUCCUGUUCCUCACCGUCCUCCUCUCUGAUCGCCUGUGGUUCUGCGCCGAGGCCAGGCUGGCCCGGACCCCGGACAAGUUCGCGUCCUCCCACCUCCACUCCCCCCGCACCCACUCGGCGCACAUUCCCCUCACAGAGAGCCCCCACGCUAUUUUUCUAGGAAACUCCACCAAACAUCUGUGGCGCCUCGAAACUCGCCACCGGGACAGUUCGUCCGGCGACUGCUUCGCCUUCGCGGAUGCGGACGACCUGUGCCGGGGCCUCUCCGACAACCAGGGGCCGCGCGUCGCUAACAUGAGCGACUUGUACUUGUCCUUUUGUAACUCCUACUCCCUGCUGGACCUGUUCGACGGCUCGGUGAGCCCGGACAACCUGAACUGCAGCGUCCGGGCGCUGGAGGAGGGCGACGCGACGCGAUGCAGCGACUGCGUCCAGGCGUACCAGCGCUACGACCAGCACGCCCAGGAGAAAUACGAGGACUUUGAGCUCCUGACUCAGAAAUACGAGCCAGGGGCUUAUUCGGUGAGGACGUGCAUGGAGCAGUGCAAGAUGGCCUACAAGCCCUGGCUCUGUGCUCAGUACUUCCCCAACAUCAAGCAGUCCUGUCAGAGGAAGAUACCGUGCCAUUGGUACUGCCUGGAGGUCCAGCAGAGCUGCCCGUUCAUCCUGCCCGACAACGACGACCUGAUCCACGGCGGGAACCCCAGCUUCAUCUGCACAGGGCUCCUGGGAGAUCAUCCAUCAGACGGCGAGGCGGAGUGCUGCGACGUUCGAUGGGACUCCAAAAUGGACAGCCCUUCAGGCAGCACACUUAAAAGGACUGCUUCUUCCUGCCAGCCCGAGGGGGCUUCGGUCACUUCCGCCGCCAGCUCGAGACUGUGCAGCGGGCGACUGAAGAUAUGCCUGCUGGCCCUCGUCCUCCUACAAACUGUCAUCAUCAUUUCGGCCUCGCAUAACUCUACGUUGCUGGAGGUAGCCGCCAUCUUCUCGCCAGAGGAGGGCGCGUCGAACGAGGAGUGACCCUUUUUUUGGCGCGCCGAGGAGCGGGAUUAUGGCUUUUUACAGUGUCAUGGCCGCCAGGGACACAUCUGGCGAGACGUGCCGGAGAUGUCACUGCGAUCUGCUGCCAACGAAGCGUCCAUCACACAACACUGGAAACUGGAGAACGGGGGGCUGGGAGCGGACACCGACCCGGCCGAGGUGUUCGCCGACCACCCCCCCACAAAGAACUGACCUCUUGCCACUAGGAACCUGCUCAUUGUUUCUAUCUCAUCCAAAUGUUUUCUAGCAUAUCGUCCCUGUUUGCCUUCCCCUCCCAACCUUCCCCCUCCUCUGGUUUCAGUGUACGGAUGGGUGAAAUGAACAUUGACAAAGUGUGCAUUCCAGCUCAUCGCCAUCGUUACAUUUUUUGCUGCACUUUCUCCCCCCCCCCCCCCCCCC
Molecule: messenger RNA, 2150 nt
Organism: Fundulus heteroclitus (mummichog)
Lineage: Eukaryota; Metazoa; Chordata; Actinopteri; Cyprinodontiformes; Fundulidae
Gene: nalf1
Product: family with sequence similarity 155 member A
Exons: 3
Coding region: 573-1730 (385 amino acids)
Biological process (GO): calcium ion import across plasma membrane
Cellular component (GO): plasma membrane
Molecular function (GO): stretch-activated, monoatomic cation-selective, calcium channel activity
Source: RefSeq, a predicted model, not a curated record